UAGAUACCUCCACCCUCAUCCCUUCACUUCCGCUUCCCUUCACUCCCCUCCUCUUCCGCUCCCUCUCCGAACCCUAAAAGAUCCAAUUUUGAUUCCAAAAAUUCCCAAAAGAUCCAAUUUUGAUUCCGAAAAUCCACAAAAGAUACAAUUUUGAUCCCAAAAUCGAGAGACUCGAUGGAAACGGAGAGAUCCAUGUCCUCCAUUAUCGAUCUCUCCUCCGAUCUCCGCUCUCCUUAAAGCACUAAUCCCUACCGUUUCAAUUUUUAUCGGUUUUUCGAAGCUUUUGAGGCGGAGAAAUUGCGAUCGAGAUCGAGAGAUUUGGCCCAAAAAUGCUCUCCAAUUCGCCGUUUAUUCUGUCGUUUCUUCUUUUGUUAUCGCUUGCCCUCCUCUUCGUUCUUGGCCCCCGGAUUCUGACCCCAAAGACGCUUCCGAGCAUCCCGGAUCCCGACGAGAUCGACGAUCUCGCCCUCUUCCGCCGCGCCACCCUAUCCUCCGCGGGAGGCGGUGCGGGCGCUGGCGCCGGACUCCGCCGACGGCCGGCGUCGCCGCCCAAGAUCGCGUUCCUCUUCCUCACCAACUCCGACCUCUUCUUCGCCCCCUUGUGGGAGAAGUUCUUCGCCGGCCACGGGCAGCUGAUGAACGUCUACGUCCACGCCGACCCCGCCGCCCGCCUCCACCACACGCCGACGCCUUCUUUCCGCGGGCGGUUCAUCCCGGCCAAGGCCACCCAGCGCGCCUCCCCGACCCUCAUCUCCGCCGCCCGCCGCCUCCUCGCGGCGGCGCUCAUCGACGACCCCGCCAACGCCUUCUUCGCCCUCAUCUCCCAGCACUGCAUCCCCCUCCACUCGUUCCGCUUCGUCUACCACGCACUCCUCGCCGACCCCGGCUCCUCCUCCCUCUCCUCCAGCGGCCGCCUCCGCCGCCGCCACCGCAGCUUCAUCGAAAUCCUCGCCAACACCUCCCUGCUCUGGGACCGCUACAACGCCCGCGGCAAGAACGUGAUGCUGCCGGAGGUCCCUUUCGACCGCUUCCGCGUGGGCUCCCAAUUCUUCAUCCUCGCGCGGCGCCACGCCGUGCUCGUCGUCCGCGACCGUCGCCUCUGGAACAAGUUCCGCAAUCCGUGCCUCAAAUCCAUGAAGGAUUCCUGCUACCCGGAGGAGCAUUACUUCCCUACCCUUCUCGACAUGCAAGACCCCGAUGGCUGCACUCGCUACACCCUCACUCGUGUCAAUUGGACCGGCAGCGUCGGCGGCCACCCGCACACUUAUCGCCCGCCGGAGGUCUCCGGCGAUCUCAUCCAGGAGCUGAGGAAGUCCAAUUCCUCCUAUUCCUACCUCUUCGCCCGCAAGUUCUCGCCCGACUGCCUCGAUCCCCUGCUCGAGAUCGCCGACACCGUCAUCUUCCGAGAUUAGUAUCAAAUUAGUCCUCUUGGUUGCCCAAAUUAUGCCGGGCGAUCGAUGCUGACACCAAUGGAACGAGGGUUUGAUGAGAAAGUGAGAGGUACUAAGGCUGCUCCAUCUCAUCCUUUUCAUCUGGGAACAGCAUCUAUCCCUCUCUGAGUCACAACUAUUUUACUCCCAUCUUCUUCUUCCACUCAUCCAGACCUGGCAAGAUGGGCUGAUUAGAGAGUUAGGAGGAAUUAAGUGAGGUUGUUAAGUGUGAUUAGUAACAAUGGAAAGCAACCAUGCUUAGGCAUUUAGCAUUCCCAUCCUAUGUAAUACACAAACUCAGUCCAUCCAAUAUCAAUACAUAUAGUGAUUUUUAUGGUCAUGACAGUGUAGUUCUUUUCUCUCUCUUGCUGGUCCCUUGACUUAGUUUAUAUAAAGAUU
Phoenix dactylifera (date palm) is the source of this 1829-nucleotide messenger RNA. Its product is annotated as glycosyltransferase BC10-like. Gene Ontology annotation, cellular component: membrane. NCBI's taxonomy places the organism in Eukaryota, Viridiplantae, Streptophyta, Magnoliopsida, Arecales, Arecaceae. Gene Ontology annotation, molecular function: glycosyltransferase activity. The record is from RefSeq and is a predicted model, not a curated record.